AACGUGAGAAGAACAUCCCAUAGAUCAUCAAAAUGGUCCAAACACUCCGCUUCGCCACUCUGGAUGUCUUCACCACCCAGCCAUACUCGGGCAACCCGCUGGGCGUAGUCUUCCUCCCCGACUCAUCCUCCACCCCCAUCACCCAGGAACAGAAACAACUGAUCGCCCAAGAAUUCAAUCUCUCUGAGACCAUCUUCAUCCACCCUACCAGCCAAUCAUCCCCUUCUUCCCGAACAAUCGACAUCUUCACCACCACCGAAGAACUCCCCUUUGCGGGCCAUCCCACCAUCGGGGCGGUCUCCUGGUUCCUGGAACAUUCCGCCAAUGAAGCCGACAAGACGAACGUCCAGACCCUGAUCACGAAGGCCGGACCUUUUGCCAUCUCGAGGGUGCCAGGUUCGCAGUCGGGUGCUGUUGCAGCCAAAAUCGCACAUAAUGUGCAUAUUCACUCAUCGAGAUUUGCGGUGUCGGAGCUGUUGAGGCUGCAUCCUUCGCUGGUACCAUUUCUCGGCCAGGGAGGUCCGGAUAGCUUCCCUGUGUUCUCUAUCGUGAAAGGCAUGAGUCAGGUGCUGGUCGAGUUACCUAGUCUGGAGGCACUGGCUGCAACGGAGUGUCCGGUGAGUGGGGAGGUGAUCCCCUGCAAGUCGGUCGCGGAGGGCGGGUAUCUGGAUGCUGGGUGGGAGGAAUCAGGUCUCGUCGUGGUGUACUUCUAUGUCCGUGAUGUGUAUGAUGAGACGACGGGAAAGAAGGUUAUUCGAUCGCGUAUGCUCCUGAGGAACAUUGAGGAUCCGGCUACGGGCAGUGCGGCUAGUGGACUUGCGAGCUAUCUGGCGUUGACGGGUGCGGAGGCUGGGUCUACGGCGGAGUUUGAUAUCGUGCAGGGUGUGGAGAUGGGGAGACGAUCGGAUAUCAGUGUUGCGGUUACGGUUGGUGCUCGGGGACAGGAGAAGAAGAUUGAGACGGUGGAGUUGAGGGGAAGUGCUGUGAAGGUUACUUCUGGGGAGCUGGUUAUUUGAUACUAUUGAUUGCUGGUCAUGAUAGAUUUACUCCUCUGCAUACUAUUAUUAAGCCAUUAUCUUGCUUCAAGUUGUUCAACCUCCGCUUACAGAGUAC
This is a messenger RNA of Aspergillus ibericus CBS 121593, 1113 nucleotides long. Its product is annotated as PhzF family phenazine biosynthesis protein. The transcript has a single exon. The record is from RefSeq and is a predicted model, not a curated record. NCBI's taxonomy places the organism in Eukaryota, Fungi, Ascomycota, Eurotiomycetes, Eurotiales, Aspergillaceae. Gene Ontology annotation, biological process: biosynthetic process. Gene Ontology annotation, molecular function: isomerase activity. The coding region runs from base 33 to 1016 and encodes 327 amino acids. Gene Ontology annotation, cellular component: cytoplasm.